GGUUUCAAGAGGUUUGAUAAACGUGAAAAUGCACUCCCAACGAUGCCCAGUGGCAAAGCUUCGAGCAGCAAGCCAGCAGAGACCAGAAGUCUCCAGUCAGGUCAACAAACACAAAACCACCAAGAUCAGUCUUCUGCCUUCGGUGUUCAAGCGAGUCACAGGGAGGAAAAAGGAAAGGUUGCGCAGAGGUACACGAAGUCAGUCUGCCAGGGACCAAGAGAGGACUUCGUUCUCCCAGAGGCUGUACGGAGAUGCAGCCCCCCGCCUCCCUCCUCGACCUCAGAUGUACAGUGACGACUCCUGGCGGCCCAGUCACCUCAUCUCGGUGUCUCCGGUCACUCACCAAGUGUACUACAACGAAGCUGCCCACAAGAUGUUUAAGAAAAGGUCUGGGGACGACGCUCUUAUUUACAAUGAGAACUGCGCCGUUCACGGCCGCAAUAGUUCUCGUCUCUUCGGCAUGUCGAAGAGUACGAGUUGUCCAGUUGCGGCCAAACCGCAGCCAAGCCAGAGCGUCAGCGGGGAGCGGCUGAAGAACUGGCGCCGCAACUCCUUCACCUUUACCGCAACAAAAAGGGUGCAAAGUGGCGCGACCGCUGAGGGACACACAGAAACUGUCCAUCGAUCUGUAUCCUUAGGGAACGAUUUACAAAGUUUCCCGUCGACAUCGAACCAGAAAAGUAAACCACGAAAAUCAACUUCGAUGAGCUCAAGCCUUUCUUCUGCCGCCCGUUCGUCGGCUUCUCUUGCUAGAAGCAACACGUCUUCAGACGACGCAGAUAAUCGGCGAUGGCAAUUCCGGCGCGCAUGGUCCUUCUUCUCCGCAGGCUGCGACGAGCGCAGGAAGGGCAAACCGCCGCCUCAGAAGAUCCUGCGGCAGCCAACGCGCCAUGUGUACCGGCGUGGCAUAUCUGGCUUGCCUGUAGAGUGCACGAACAGAAGCCUGGGCGUCGCUUUUUGACAUUUCGUGUGACAAUACUCGAAUAGAAAACUCAAGAGAGAAAGUCCUAGCACGCGGGAAGCGUGUAAAUGCGUUGCUGAUUAAGGGAUUGAAAUACGAACCAAUCACUGUAACUCUCCUGUGAUAUGUGCAAAACCCUAAUUACAAUUUGGCUAAUAUUUUCAACGAGCAACUUUAUCUCGUUGUCCUUGGUAGUCACAUCAUGGUUCAGUUGGUAGUGCGUGUUCCUGGGAAGUCCAAGGAUGUGGGUUCGAUCCCAAUGUAUACUAGUGUUGAAGGGAUAGUAUUAUUACGAUCUCACCUAGCCAAGGCCGAGGCUUUCUGGGCGGUCACCUAUCCAAGUACUAGCCUGAUUCAAUUUUCUUAAACCUGAUUAGUCAAGUGAGACUAGCAUCAUGCAUUGGACCCUUAGGAUGGCCCAGUGAAUGAUAUAUUAAAGUUUUUAAAGUUUGUUAGAGUGUUUUAGA
This is a messenger RNA of Procambarus clarkii (red swamp crayfish), 1428 nucleotides long. RefSeq lists its product as uncharacterized. Lineage: Eukaryota; Metazoa; Arthropoda; Malacostraca; Decapoda; Cambaridae. The record is from RefSeq and is a predicted model, not a curated record.